AUGGGCUGUCAGGAGCCUGACAGCAUCGCGAUCGGACGGUCCCCGUCAUUCGGGUUCGCUCUGGGAGUUGACUCGGAGACGACGAGCAGGGUGGCGCUCCCCCGAUCGAUAGUCAAAUUCUGUGUUCUUCGGUCGCCACACAUCGACAAGAAGUCAAGGGAGCAAUUCGAGAUGAGGAUCAACAAGCUGUACAUGGUGGUCAAGACCCGGUCGGAGGACCUGCAGAAGAAGUUCUUCUGGUUGAAGCGCCAGCGGAUACUCGGUGCCCAGUAUGAGAUCGUCUUCUCCUACAAGACCCGGCUCCCCCUGAAGCCCCCACUGCCGGAUAACCCAUCGUGA
Spirodela intermedia is the source of this 339-nucleotide messenger RNA. Lineage: Eukaryota; Viridiplantae; Streptophyta; Magnoliopsida; Alismatales; Araceae. The record is from the annotation of a GenBank genome assembly.